CACGUGUCUAUCAAGUUCAUCCCACCAACAAGGCCGUGAUUCAGUCUCUGACAAACCCGAUUAGCCCUUCCAAAUACCAUUCACCGUUCAAGAAUUGGGCACUAUAUGCUACGACAAGAGGCCGGGUCAGUCUUGUGAUUGUUUACCCUCUGACACCUCUCCAAGGCUCCCGUCUCCGACCCUGGUUAACCCUCCGAGAGGAAACUAUCCGAGUGUGACAUCCAACACAAUAUAGUUCUUGCACCAACAGAAGACGAAGCACCUUUGUCCUUGGCCUUCAACUUCCCUUCGACCCUUCCUCCACGUCCCAGCAUCCAAACCAGUCAGACUAGCCAUCAUGCAAUCUGGAAUAUCAGCCUCCGCCGACCUUCAUGCGGCUUUCAAGUCCUUUACCAGUGACAGCACCCUUUUUGCUCUCCCCAUCACCAUUACAUCCGAGUCCCUGACCCCACUCGCCGCAAUCCCAUUUCCCUCAGGCUCAUCCACCCUGGAAACCUCGCUCAAUGCCCUGUCGGAGCUGCUGACACCCACCACUCCUCUGUACCUCCUUCUCCGCCGCACUCCACAGUCCCCGUCAUUGAUCUCCGCCGCAUACAUCCCUUCAAGAUCCCCUGUCCGCCAGAAGACCUUGUUUGCAGCCACGCGGGCAACCCUGGUGCGGGAACUCGGGCAAGAGAAAUUCGCCGAGUCGGUCUUUCUGACUGAGCGCGAGGAAGUUUUGGACGUCACCACGUGGAACGAUGCUAGUGGCGGGCCCCAGGGUACAUCCGGUCAGGGCAAUGCCGACAGCGCCAUCCUCAGCACCGAGGAACGCGAGCUGCAGGCGGUGAAAAGAGCCGAGGACGAGGAGCGACAUGGCACACGUGGCCGGGACCUGAUGGGCGACGGAGGCAGCGGUGCUAAAGCUGGUGGUGUGUCAAGCACCGGCAUCCAGAUCAACGUAACCGACGAUGCUAAAGCUGCAUUUCGAGAGAUUGCCGCCGCCCAGCAGAGUGGACACAGCACAGGUCUUCUGGUCCAGUUUGGGAUCGAGAUCAAGGGCGAGACCAUUAAGCAUUCCAAAACGCACCGCGGUGUCGAGCCGAGUAGUGUGCAUUCCCAUAUUCCAUCCGACACUCCGAGUUACAAUUUCUACGUUGCAUCGGCGGGCUCUAGUGCCGUCAUCUUCAUCUACGUCUGCCCGGGCACGAGCAAGAUCAAGGAACGCAUGAUUUACGCCUCGAGUCGCCUAGCUGUCUUGACCAUCGCCAAGCAAGAAGGCGUCAAGGUCGUCAAGAAUCUCGAGGCCGGCGACCCGGAAGAUUUGAGUGGCGGCAGAAUCAACGAGGAAAUCGCUAUUCACCUCGGUCCGCAGGAUGACGGUGACAGUCAGCCCGGCAGUGGCACUGCGACCCCGAGUGGCGGCAGGUCGGCUGGAUUUGCAAGACCCAAAAGACCUGGAAAGAGGUGAUAAGACACGACCGCAUGGGAAAAUUGUCUGUUGUCGACUUGUUGGAAGACCGUGUCAGGAGCACCAACAACCCUUGACAUCGAUUGGCCAUUGCAUUCCAUACAUGUAGAUCGGUUCACAGCAUAGCGGCAAGAGAUCGCACGUCGAAUAAACAAAAGAUUCUUGGGUCAUACAUGGAUGGACAUGGAAUGGCAUUUUUGAAUUUUUCGAAUUGAUGAGUUCUACUUUGUUCAGAUGCAUAUCAACUCAAGCCAUUAUCGUGAUGAUAAUGAUCAUAAUUGGAAUGAGCACGACUGAGCAAUCCUCAAAGAA
Exophiala mesophila is the source of this 1762-nucleotide messenger RNA. RefSeq lists its product as uncharacterized. Gene Ontology annotation, cellular component: cytoplasm; actin filament. The coding region runs from base 338 to 1450 and encodes 370 amino acids. NCBI's taxonomy places the organism in Eukaryota, Fungi, Ascomycota, Eurotiomycetes, Chaetothyriales, Herpotrichiellaceae. Gene Ontology annotation, molecular function: actin filament binding; actin monomer binding. The transcript has 2 exons. Gene Ontology annotation, biological process: barbed-end actin filament capping; actin filament depolymerization. The record is from RefSeq and is a predicted model, not a curated record.